CAUUUCAGAAGUUGGACCGGAUAGUCGUUGACCGGUCUACGUAAAAUAUUAAAUACUGUGUCGUUUUUUCGUAAUAACUGUGUGUAUUCUAAAUAAUUACUUACUAAUUGUGAUAUUGUGUUAGUUCUAUCGUCGCUCGCAGUGAUUAAUUAACGAAUAUAAAGAGAGCGUGAAUUUGCAUUGGCAUUUUUAUUGUUGCCAGGCCAAUUGCAGCAACAAACGGUUAAUUUGGUUUGUCGGAGAAGAGAGUGAAUUGAGAGAAGAUUGCCGAUGACCUCGACCGUACACAAUUGACAAUAGACGAUUUGUGGAAGAUUCGCUGAUAGUGUUGUUGUUGCUGCUGCUGUGACAGUGAAUUGUAAAUUUUAAUAAAGAAGGCAAUUGCAACAGGGUGUGUUUCGAAUUGCUUUUCACUCCAAAUUCUGCAUUACCGUUAGGGAGAAGUAAUCGCAGAAGUGAUAACUGUGCCUAACUCACAAAUAUUCGAAUAUUAUGAACCGCACCAGAAGAAAACUUGUACGACCAAAGAAUCCUUACGAAAGUGCAAAUGCCUUCUCACGAUGGAGCUUCUGGUGGAUGCGGGAUAUGUUCAAGCGCGGUCUGCAGGGUCCUCUUUCGGAUGAGGAGCUGUACCAGCAUAGAAAGACACUCGACAGCGGGCGGCUGACGAAAAAAUUUAGUGAUUUGUGGGACGAUGAGCUGAAGCGAAGUAAUCCCAGUGUAAUCCGAAUGAUAUUGCGAGCAUUCGGUUCCGUGUUUAUUCCUCUAGGAUUAAUAUAUGCAAUUAUGGAAAGUUGCUGCAAAGCCCUUAUGCCAUUGUUUCUGGGCGGCUUAGUCGGUUAUUUUGCCGCGGAUCAGACGAGUAUAACCGAGUCGGAUGCGUAUUAUAAUGCAAUAGGCAUUGUGAUAUGCAUGCUGGUUCCUGUGAUAAUAUUUCAUUCGUUCAUCUUCUACAUUUUCCAAGUGGGCACAAAACUGCGCCUGGCCUUCUCAGGUCUCAUCUACCGCAAGUGCCUGCAGGUGUCCAAGAGUAGCAGCAACGAUGGACUUCGUGCUCGCGCCAUUAAUAUACUGUCCAACGAUCUGGGUCGAUUCGAUGUGGCGCUAUGCUUUCUGCACGACACUUGGAAGGGACCCUUGGAAUCGAUACUGAUUGGUUAUCUCAUGUACCGAGAGAUUGGACUGUCUGCCGUCAUUGGUGUCUCAUUCAUGCUUAGUUUCAUACCGCUCCAAGCGUGGGCGGCCAAGAACGCAGCCUAUUACCGGGAGAAGACAGCGGAGCGUACAGAUAUGCGUGUCAAGCUGAUGAACGAGAUCAUACAGGGUAUACAGGUGAUCAAAAUGUACGCAUGGGAAAAGUCAUUUGCCCGCAUCGUUGCCGAAGUGCGUCUCAAGGAGGUGCAGGCCAUAAAGGGCACCAACUAUAUUCAUGCCGCAUUAAGUUGCACCUCAAUGAUCUCGCCACUGUCUGUGUUCCUAGCCCUAUGCUCCUAUGUCUAUUUGGGCGACGCGCUGACCGCCCAGAAGGUUUACACGGUAUCCUCGUACUUCAACAUGUUGAAUGAUUCCAUGGUGCAUUUCUGGCCACUCUCCAUUACGUUUAUUGCCGAGGCAAUGGUCUCGGCGAAACGAUGCAAGGAAUUCCUGCUGGACGGUGAUAGAGCUGAGUCUCCCAUCAAUCUGGAGAACGACACAACACAGUCGAAGAUCAAACGCCGACUAACCGAAGAGGAUAAGCUGAAGAAUGUCGAGCUUAAUGGAUCGCUGCUGACGAAUGGUACAUCGCAGCCAACCCAGACACAACACAGCCGCCUGCGAGACUACAGUCCCGAGACGACCAAGAAGUGUGUGAUAUUGAAGAACGUGACCGCCUCCUGGGGUGCUAGUGAUGGACAUGCCAACUGCGCCAUUGACAGCUUUAGCACGGAAAUUCAGGACCGGACUUUGACUGCAGUGGUCGGUCCAGUUGGCGCCGGCAAGUCCAGUUUCCUAAAUGUGCUGCUCGGCGAAGUGGGCAUUGUCCAGGGUGAGGCUUUUGUGCAUGGCAAGAUCUCUUAUGCCGCACAGGAGCCCUGGGUCUUUGAGGGAACAAUACGAGAUAAUAUUGUAUUCGUGGAGGACUAUAAUGAACGGCGCUACAAGAAGGUUAUCAAAGUCUGUGCGCUGGAACGCGAUCUGGAGCUGCUGCCCAAUGGUGAUCUAACUGUUGUUGGAGAGCGCGGCGUCAGUCUUAGCGGUGGUCAACGGGCUCGAGUUAAUUUGGCUCGUGCUGUUUAUCGCAAGGCGGACAUCUAUCUGCUGGACGAUCCGCUUUCCGCGGUCGACACUCAUGUGGGCAAACACAUCUUUGAGAAGUGCAUUCGCGACUUUCUGUCCAACAAGAUACGCAUACUGGUAACCCAUCAAGUGCAGUAUUUGUUCGACGUGGAACACCUGAUCCUGAUGUCUGCUGGCAAGGUGACUGCUCAGGGAAGCUAUCAGCAGUUGCAGCGUUCACGCCAGUUUCAGUUUCUGGAGCAAACGCACGACGAGAGUGGCAUCGAUACGCAUAGUAUCAGCAGUCACAUGUCCCGCAGCGACUCGGAGAAAAGCAUGGAUCAUCAUCAGCAUAAUCAGCUACUCCGGCCAGAUGAGACCGUGGAAGAAGUCAACCAGGAGCAACAAGCCGUGGGCGCUGUCAAAUUUAGUGUAUACGCUUCAUACUUCAAGGCUCUGGAAAGCACAUUUCUGCUGGGUCUAAUUAUGGUGCUCUUUGUUUGUGCCAGGAUUAUGCUGACGGGAGUGGAUUAUUUCUUGUCUCGCUGGGUUAUUUGGGAGGAAAACAUUGCGCUUAAUCGCACAGCCAAUGAGCCCAUCUUGAUGUCUAAUGCGACGGAAGAUGAGUCGACGAGUCCAGCGCCAGUUAACGAUACCCUUAAUAUGUCUAGUCGGUUGAGUGAAGCGAGCGUAGAAGAUAACAUUCGUCAGCAGCUGGUCUUAUUCUAUGCCGUCAUCCUUGGUGCCACUCUCAUCGUUUAUCUUAUGCGCACAUUUGGAUACUUUAAGAUGUGUUUACGCAUCUCCCUGCGCUUGCACGAUCGUCUCUUCCGCGGCAUCACUCGCGCUUCCAUGUACUUCUUUAAUACGAAUUCUUCGGGUCGCAUUUUGAAUCGCUUCUCCAAGGAUAUUCGCACAGUGGACACAGAUUUGCCGAGCACACUGCUGGAUUGCAUAAAUUUUGCCAUUGAUGUGUCUGGUGUUCUCAUCAUCGUGGCCAUUGCGAACUAUUGGCUACUGGUUCCAGCUGCUUUCAUGGUGGUGUUUCUUGGCUGCAUACGAUAUCUCUAUGUGAACACAAGUCGCAGUAUUAAGCGACUCGAGGGCAUAUCUCGCAGUCCGGUCUACUCGUUGACAAAUCAGACAUUCCAGGGUCUUACCACUGUACGAGCUCUGCAGGCGCAGGGCGCUAUGGAGAAUGAGUUUCACGAGUAUCAGAAUGCCAACACCUCGGCAUGGUUCCUGUUCCUUUCGUGUACACGCGCCUUUGCCUUGUGGUCGGAUAUGUUGUGCAUCGUUUAUAUGACAGCGGUUGUAUUCAGUUUUCUGGUGCUACGCAACGAAUUCAACAGUGGCGAUGUUGGCUUGGCCAUUCUGCACAGCACCACGAUGACGGGCAUGUGUCAAUGGGGCAUGCGUCAGACAGCCGAGCUGGAGAAUGAAAUGACGAGCGUUGAACGUGUCUUGGAAUAUACAGAACAGCCAUCGGAGCCGCCACUGGAGACGCCAGAGAAAUUCAAGCCAAAAACUGAAUGGCCCAGCAAAGGACGCAUUGAGUUUAUAAACUUCAAGCUGCGAUAUUCACCCAAAGAGGCGCCCGUGCUGCGGGAUCUUAACUUCACAAUUGAGUCGCGCGAGAAGAUCGGCAUCGUAGGCCGCACGGGAGCGGGCAAAUCCUCCAUAAUUCAGUCCGUAUUUAGACUGGCCUGCAACGAGGGCAUGAUACGUAUUGAUGACAUAGACAUUGAACAUAUGGGACUUCACGAUUUGCGUAGUCGAAUCUCAAUAAUACCCCAAGAUCCUGUGCUGUUUUCGGGCACCUUACGCUAUAAUCUCGAUCCGAUGGACGAUCGAACCGACGAGGAGAUGUGGAAAGCGCUGGGAGAUGUGGAGCUGCGUUCGUAUGUGUCCACGUUAAUUGGCGGCCUCAACUGCCGCAUGUAUGAUGGUGGAUCCAACUUCAGCGUAGGCCAGCGUCAACUGGUUUGCCUGGCCCGCGCCAUUCUACGUAACAAUCGUGUACUGAUACUGGACGAGGCCACGGCCAACGUGGAUCCAGAAACCGACAAGCUCAUUCAACAAACGAUACGAUCGAAGUUUGCCAACUGUACGGUACUCACAAUCGCCCAUCGACUACACAGCGUUAUGGAUUCGGAUCGUGUCCUGGUCAUGGAUGCAGGAGAAGCGCGCGAGCUUGGACAUGCAUAUGAACUUUUGCAACGGCCUGACGGAUAUCUUCGUCAACUGGUGGACCACACAGGCUCAGCCACUGCAUUUUCACUACAACAAAUGGCCGAGGAAAGCUACAGCAAACGGCUGAUGAACCAGAACGAGACUCCAGAGGAUCCCAAUAUCACACCGGCACUUCACGAGCAAAAGGAAUAGCCAACAAACUACAUACGUUCAGAUUGACACACAAACUUGAUUAAGAUUUAUAGGAUGGAACUGAAAGUAUUAUGAGCAUGCAUCAAAAAUAACUUACUAAACCUUAUGUUUUGUAGUUGUAACCGUGAUAGUUCUAUUCUGUAUAAGUAUGUACAAUGUACAUAUACUAGCGUGAUUACUUAACAUCGUAGGCGAAUUGAUGAAUUUAAUAGCUUAAGGUCUCCGAAAUGCCUUCAUAUGUCAAAGAACUCGAAAGCAAUUUGCCUCAAUCGAAAAAACUUAAUCAAAUUAUGCAUACCGUAUGCAAUUUUGUAAACUACACACAGAGUUGCUUAGCAUUCGUAGUAUGAAACUGAAAUUAUUAUAAGCACGCACAAAAAUAACUUGUACUUAACGUAAUGAUGUGUUUAGUAGUAGUAAAAGUCCAUGUUGUAUUCUGUAUAUGAGUCUGUAAAUAUGUAAUCGGAUAUAAGCGUGAUUCAUUGUUAACUUGUUACUUAAAUUUACUGAUGAAUUUAUGAAUGCAACUCUUUCGUUAGGAUAAUUUUAUGCCUCCGCUAUGUCUUCAUAUAUCAUAUAAGUAGAACACAAAUGCAAUUUGCACAAAUCAAAGCAAAUCAAACUAUGCCCUGUGCUAUUUUUAUAUACAGCAUAUUAUUCUGUAUACUACAGAAACUACUAUAUAAUGUAGAUUUAUGACAUUGUACUUAUGUAUUUACGUACCAAAUCUCAAUAAAGUGCCUGAGAACUAUUAUACCAACAAAA
Drosophila innubila is the source of this 5406-nucleotide messenger RNA. RefSeq names its product probable multidrug resistance-associated protein lethal(2)03659 (gene rdog). The coding region runs from base 493 to 4641 and encodes 1382 amino acids. Gene Ontology annotation, molecular function: ATP hydrolysis activity; ATP binding; ABC-type transporter activity. The transcript has 7 exons. NCBI's taxonomy places the organism in Eukaryota, Metazoa, Arthropoda, Insecta, Diptera, Drosophilidae. Gene Ontology annotation, cellular component: membrane. Gene Ontology annotation, biological process: transmembrane transport. The record is from RefSeq and is a predicted model, not a curated record.